AUGAACAACGGCAAGCACGAGAGCAAGACGACGGCCCGAAAGUUUGUCUGGAAGAACAUGACCAUCAUAUUCGUCGUGCCAGGGGACCCCGCCUGGUACCUGACGAAGCUACGCGACAUGUACAACAACUUUACCUCCUCGGUGAUCAUGGUGACCAAUUUCUUUUUCUGCGAAGGCCACACGCUCAAGAACGUCAAGCACAUGCACAUCAUCGGUGGAUUCCCCACCUACGAGUGUGCGACCAUGUUUCAGGCGCUGGGCCGCGUCUCGAGACUCGGCUCACACAGCAACGUGGACUCGGCCGUGGUCAAGGUGUACAUGUACAACGGCCAGCACUAUGCCACGAGACGCGGCAAGGCCGUCGACAGGGAGAACGUGAUUCGGAGAGCCAUGGUCAGAAUGAUUCGAGACACCCCCCUUUCUCCGGCCACCGCAGACGGUAGACUCUCGAACCUGCUGGCGCUGUACGCGACCAACAACGACGACAACCGCAAGAGCGAGCCUUCCGCAGACCAGAGCGAGAUCGACAAACUCUUGGCCGCCACAUCGCGCUUUGCGUCGUCAAAGUACUCGUACAACAUUACCGGAAUAGGCAUGUGCCUCAUUGACGACUCCAUCAACAGGUACAAGAUUGUCCAGAAGCGAGCCUUGCGGCAAUAUUUAUUCGACAAGCGAGUAAAGACCACCAAGAACAUACGAAUCGUCAAGGACUUUAUGCGAUCCGCCUCCUUCGGUCCGGGCGAGAUUUUUCUAUCGGUGCCGGACGUGACCUUGACGGGCGACGCGCUCGUCGAUAACAUCAGACGUCACGUUGUAAACAGGUACGUCAUCUCGAACAAGAUAGAUAACUUGCCGCAUUACGCAACGUCCUACAAGAAGCUCAUAAAAGGCGCAAAGCUGGCAAACAUGACCAUAACCGCUCUGCGGAAGGUGCUACAGCAGGCCGGACUCGGGUCCGACUUUACCCACCGCAACGAGGCCAUCCUGGCGUUGUACGAGUGGGGGCGCGCAAAUAACAGGAUCAUUGUCCUGACCCAGUUAUGA
Messenger RNA from Ixodes scapularis (black-legged tick), 1044 nucleotides. RefSeq lists its product as uncharacterized. Lineage: Eukaryota; Metazoa; Arthropoda; Arachnida; Ixodida; Ixodidae. Bases 1 to 1044 code for a protein of 347 amino acids. The transcript has a single exon. The record is from RefSeq and is a predicted model, not a curated record.